Toxorhynchites rutilus septentrionalis is the source of this 6664-nucleotide messenger RNA. RefSeq lists its product as uncharacterized. The transcript is spliced from 3 exons. Gene Ontology annotation, molecular function: protein binding. Bases 535 to 5907 code for a protein of 1790 amino acids. The record is from RefSeq and is a predicted model, not a curated record. Lineage: Eukaryota; Metazoa; Arthropoda; Insecta; Diptera; Culicidae.
UUGUACGCGAAUGGCACGUUUCGUUUUGCUUCCGUUAUUAACGAGUAACCAUCUCCAAUCAUCUAAUAAAAAAAAAUAAACAGAUAAUUUUCACGCCAAAAUUGAGAAAAUAAAAGUGCGGCUUCCAAGUGCCAAACCUAAGAUCGGCAGUACUAAAAUGGAGUUGGAAGUUGUUUUAUGUUUCGUGUGGCUGAGAAGUGGAUCUUUAAAUUCAAUUAGUGCAAAGUACCCGAAGAAUUAUAAAAUGUGAUUCAGUGGAAAACUGUCAAUAAAACACGUUUCGGAUGCAAAAAUUUAGGAGGGUUCCACGGCUCAACAGAUGGAAAUCAUCAAAUUCCAGUCCAGUGAAACCCUAUUAAACAAGUUGGUCUAAUUUAGGCUGUAAAUAUAGUCGCCAUUGAAGAGAAGUGCUACAAAAUCCAUUCCGGCAACAUAACCACCCACGGGACAAUCAAAAUUGCCACCCCACUAGAAACACAGAUGAUACGCUACCAUUUGCCACCCGCUAGCCCUCAUUUGGAGCGAACUUGAGCGAUGCUGUUCGAGGCGGUCCAGAAUGGUGACCUAGAGAAAGUGGCCACCCUGUUGGACGGCGGAGCCGACGUCAACGCUCGAGAUGACAAAUUCUUCAACACCGCUUUGCAUCGCUCAAUUUUCGCCAAAGAAAACAGGUGCCAAUUGAUCGAUUUGCUGAUAGCGCGCGGUGCCGAUUGUAAUGCGCUGAACAAAAAGUACAUGACAGCCUCGGAGUUGGCACUGGAGAAAAAGCUCGAUGAGUUGGCGAAACAUAUGGUCCUGCGGGAGACCGAGAACAUCGAUAAUCAUCUGGCGUACUAUCUGCUGAUUCGACGGGGCAAUUUACAACUGUUCGAGUUUCUGAUAUCGAUCAAACGACUCAAGUACGAGGAUGAGAUUCUGAUUAUUGCGAAAGCGUACGCAGAGCUCAAGCUUAAAAAUGUCCCCCUCAAGGAGCACAUGGAAGCCUAUCUGAACGAGAUACUUAUCAACCAUGACUACUGGCUUAUUAACAGUGGCAGCAAGCAGCGGAAUGAUCAAGUUAAGAGCGUGCAGCGCUGUCGGGACAUCGUGGAGAACGUGCACCAGCUGUUUGCCUCGUACGAUAAUCACAACCUAAUGGACGUGGACAGCAUCUUCCUGUUACGCCUAUCCUUCAUACUGGAAAACAUCUUCUUCGUCCGGAAUCACUACAUGGAGUUGCCACUGCACCACAUUGAGUUCUGUAUCGGAAUCUUCCUACACAUCUGGAAAAACCCACCGCAUUAUGAGAUCUAUAAAAUGCUGAUCGACAAACGUCAACUGCUCAUCUAUUUGGACGCAAUCGCCAGCGAAUUGAAAAAAGUGAUUGCACUUCCAUGCUACAACUUGGCAUCUACCUCGAGCUCACUCAUUUCGUCUGGCUCGCCAGAGUUACCAGCUUUCUCGCCCAGUGGACCAUCAACCUCGGCCUCCAUCAAGUGGUCCUCGGAGCUCAAUCGGGAUCUUCUGUUCUGUUACUACGUGGUCACCAACGGUGGUCAAAGCACGAUCGGCUACCGAAAACGACUUCGCCAUCUGUGGUGUGCCCGACACGUCCCCACGGGACAUGAGAACGAGCAGCGACUUGCCGGGCAGUUGCGUCGCAUCCAACGUAACCACUUACUCUCGGAAGACGCUCGCCGGCAGCUGCGGCUGGAGGCUAGUGAGUACGACUUCGACUAUCACUGUUCACGCGCCCGACCACUUAGAAUAUCGGACAGAAAUAGGAAAGUGUUUCGAAAAUUAGCAAAAACCUACACCAGAAUGAAGGAACUUCAUUCGGUUAACCGUGCUCUGAGUUAUGUCAACUCGGCUGUCGACAUGAAGUUCAGUGCCAGCAGGGAGAUUGAUGUGCUCACGAUGAAAAGAGUUGCCCAGGUUCUGGCGGAAACUAUUAGAAAUAGGAAGGAUACACCUAACAUUGGCAAACAUUUGUCUAGUUUCCUGAAUGUUUUAGUUCCGAAGCAUUUUCUAAACGACACCAAGAUACGGCACUAUUUGUCCCACUGUCGUAGAGAUUACUUCUCGCUGUUGGAUGUGGCGGACGAAGAAAUCGACUACCACGAAUUGCACCGUAAUCUGAAAAUUUUGAAAAACCUCUUACUGUAUGUACAAAAUCUAGACUAUAUACUCGCGAUAAAAACGUUGAUGAACCGUGUGUACAAUAGUAAGUGUAUAGAAGAAGUCAAAUCGUAUUACGCGUACAUUUUCCGUAACAAUUCUACGGAUUUUCUGAAAGAUUUGGAGUUUGCCCCGUUCCUCUUGCUGCAGAUUAACUCUAUUCUAGAUGGUAUCAUACAAGAGCAUCACAGUUCUGGACAUAAACCGUGCGAUCGUUUGGAGAAGAUCAAGUUGAGAGUCUGCAAAGAGAUUGAUAGUUACAAGAACUUACAUCAACAAUACAGCAACACAAUCCUCAUGAUCGACUGCAUGAUGUCGAAAAUAAAGUCCAAUCAGAGUCACGACAAAAUACGGCAUCUGUUCCGAUCGCAUCUGCGCGUGUUCCGGUGUGACAAAAACAUCCACCAACAGUUUCUAGUUCAACUCAAGCUACAACUUCUGACCUACCUCUACGAGGACAUCAGUGCGAUAUCCGAGCCACAUGUGCAACCCAGAAUUGUUCAUCACCUCAGCCGACUUCUCUACGCCAUAGAUAACUACAAACUUGUCGGUCAGCACAAUCCAAAGUCUGACGAAGCAUUGGCAAGAAACGUCACGUUCUGCACUCCAGAUUACCCCGCGAAUAUGAUCUCACGGCUGGAGAAACGAACCGGUAGAUCAUUCGCAUUCAUUUCCCAAGAUCCGUUUCUACAAAAAAUUAGAGAUCACCCUGACAAACGGUAUGAUUUUCUGCGGCAAUGUUUCCAUCGGCAUAAAAUCUCGAUCAACGGCAGCAUCUUCCGGGAACUCGAGCGAGAUGACGAAAAGCACGUGGAGGACAGGAUCUGUCAGCUGCAGAGGCUGUUCCUAGAUCAAAACAUGAAUAUGCGAUCGUUCGAUCGAAUCGAAGAGAUCGCCUUCGAGAUGCUAAUUCUGGAAACGACCUGGGCUUUAUCGCCCAAACUGCUGGAUAAUGCCGAGAGCCUCUCGAACUACGUUCCCGUGCUGACGGGAAGAAACCUAAGGAACUAUCUGGCCCAUGGAAGCAUAACGUACGAGGUGCUAGUGUCGAACAUUACCCCCAAAACAUUCCUUCAGAAUGCGCUCAGUAUAAUGAAGCUGUCCAAAAACAUCAUUUCGGAAAUCUACGAGCGACAUAGUUGGGACUUUGCGGAUCGCCUGGCGUGUCUCAAUUUUCAGAACAGUAUUUUUCAGGGAUUUCAGUUUCAAAACUGCCAGGAAAUCCAGGGUACCAUAAAGCGAGACCGAUAUUUGGUCGGGAAGGAUCACCUGAACCAUGGAAUCGUGGAUCGACUAAUACAAACGCGAAGCUGUCUACUGCUUGGACACUUACUUGAUCUGGGAAAGGUUGACGAGCUGCUUCGAACCCUGUCAUACCUUAUGGAAGAUAUCAACAUCGUUCCUUGCGAGGGAAAGUUCCAUAAUCUAUUGACGGAUGUCGAAGCAAGAAUCCAUUUCUGCUACAAUCUCGCGAUGCUUAGCAACGAAGAAGAUAUACUGAUCAGAAUAGUUGCCGAUUUUGGUUACGAUCAGAUCGAUACAAUCCCAAUGAUCUUCAAUUUCGAUCAGUUGUACACCAGCUUCCUGGAGAACUAUCCCGACUACGACGUCAACAGCGAAUCGAACGCAGAGAUCCUUCAUUACGCGGUGUUAUCGGGGAAUGUUGAGCUCCUGAACCUACUGCUGGACCAAUGUAACGAUCUGAACUUACGCGAUAUCUACAAACACACACCGCUGGAUGUGGCCUGCAAAUUGAGCAACAUCGAUAUGAUCAAAACGUUGACAAACGCUGGGGCCAAGUGGUUCUCGAACAACCUGAGCCAGUACCUGUGGUUGUUUCUGAACAACGACCAUGAGGCGAUAAUAUUUCUGAAAAACAACGAUCUAGUGGGAGACAAGAUAGCCCAAAGCUGCAUCAACGCGUUCCUACAAUACUGCGAAGACGACAAGGAAGAAAUAGUGGAGCUCAUGCUCAGCUACGUGGAUUAUACGGAUCUGUAUUCGGUAGCGGCACGCUUCCGGAGGGUGAACGUUAUCAAGUAUAUGAUCGCCACCGACGAUGGGCUUGAGAUAAACAUAAAUCGUAAGGAUAUCAGUGGUCAAACAGCUCUUCAUAUAUCUAGUGGAAAAGGUUUCCGAGAAAUCGUUCGGUUGUUGUUGAACCACUUCGGAGAUCCAAAUACACAGGAUUUCGCAGGUAACACAGCCCUUCAUCUAGCUGUUGAAUUUGGUGACACCAAAACUGUGAGUAUGUUACUGACUCACCGUGCAAGCGUGAUUAUACAGAAUCAGCUUAAUCAAACGCCUUUGGAUCUAGCACUGAGAUAUGGAAGUCUUAGAAUGAGCAAGAUCCUACUCAAGCACAUUCAACAUACCCAAACAGUUCAGAUACCCGAAACACUUCAUUCGGUGGAAAUCCUCUACCAGCUUCAAACCGCAAACAUUCAGUACAAGGUGGAAACAAUUCCUGGGAACAAAUAUUGUGACUUCUUGACUCCAUUACACUAUGCCAAAGACGAGGGAAGAAUACGAAUUCUUUUGCAAUGCUUUGACGUUAACGUUCAAAGUCCCAAAUUUUGCGACACACCUCUCCAUGUGGCGUGUUUGACAAACCACACGGGUGCCGCUCGUAUCCUUCUCAAACAAGGCGCCGAUCCUAGUCUGAUGAAUUCCGAUAACUUAUCUCCGCUUCAUUUGGCCGUUAUCAAUAGGAGCGUAGAAAUGGUUCGGAUCAUAACAUCUACUAGACAUCGAAUGAAUACCGAUGCCAUCAACUCCGCCCUGACGAUAGCAACACGCAAGGGUCACCUCGAAAUAGUUCGUAUUCUUCUGGAUCACGGGGCAGAUAUUUCGAUAUUUCUAACCGCGGCCAAAUCGACGCCACAAAAUUUACUUCUCCCGGCAGCGCGGGAAGGUUAUAUCCGAAUCCUGCAAUAUCUGCUACAGGAACAAAUUUUCGACGUAAACGGCGAAGAUCCGGCUGGAUCGACGCCACUUUUCCUGGCAGCCGUACACGCAAACAUCCGUGUCAUUGAAACUCUUGUGGAGUACGGUGCCGACAUAGAACACACGAAUAAAUUGGGUCACAAUGUUGUCUCUACGGCGGCCAUGCACGAUCGUUUGGAUAUCGUGAAGUAUUUCAUCAAUAACUAUCCGCAGACGUCGCGGUUCAUCUCGACAGCCUAUGCAGGUAAAAACACCGUGCUCCACAUAGCGGUGUUGAAAGGAUCCUUAGAAAUGGUGAAAUAUUUUCUCGACCUCCACAACGCCAACGCCAUGCUGUCCAAUUGCCUCAACGAACAAAACCUUGAAGGCUUCACGGCGCUCCACAUCUGCGCCCAAACCGGGAACGAACGGAUAUUCACUCUACUGCUGGGUAGCGGCGCGGAUCCGUCGAUCCCGCUUUUCAACGAACAAGCCAUCCUGCAUACCGCAAUUCUGAAUGGUAAUUUGAACAUCGUACGGGUCCUUCUGGCGCAACCGUCAAUGGUUGAUGUGAACGCCUGCGACAGCGAGCACCGAUCGAUUCUUCAUUACGCUGUGUUCUCACGAAGCGUAGCAGUGGUGAAGGAAGUUCUGAGGGUUCGGGGACUGCAGAUCAAUCGGCAAGAUCGUCAGGGUGACAGUGCGCUGCACUUGGCGGCCGAGAAUCAGUUCGUCGAUAUCUACAAUUUGUUGCAGAAACACGUUGACAAUAAGCUUACGAAUGGGUGCGGUAAACGUGCAAUCGACAUUCUGCUGAAGAAAUGAGCUAGGAAAUUGUAAAAAAGAAUUGAAUCUUUGUUUUCAAAACAGCGAGACGAAAUUUAGCGAGUCCGCAAAUAUUUGAGUUUUUCACGUUAUCGAAUAGCCAAGUUUCCCCCUAACAGUGUAACUAGUGUAGUUUUGUGUAUAGAUGUAGAAUUCGAAAUUAGUUGUAGAAUAUAAUCUCACAUAGUUGAAGGCUCUAUCCAAUGAAAUCGGCAACUGAGGCGUUAGUGAACAUAUAUUUUUGAUUAUGAUACCCAUAAGUUCGACACUAACUAAAUCAUACAUAGAUUUGAAAUCCGAGAAUAGUUUCUGUUACAAUCUUUAGACCGAAAAUUAUUAUUUUAUAUGUUCUGUGGCAAUGGUUUGAUUGAAUACUACAAAUGAAUACUCUUUUCUGUUAGGUUAUAGUAAAUCAAUUUUCGAAAAAUUUACAUGAUUAACGUAGCAGGUCUAUGCUCAAUCCCUGCCAAAUAAAGAGAGCUCUUUAAACACGUUGUUUUCGGAAAGGAAGUGACACUGUAACUCCGGCCCAAGUGUUAUUGAUAAGUUUGAAAGCCAGAGUUUAUUUCAACUCGCCGUCCGUCGGUGGACGUCGAAAUCAUAAAACAUCAACGGAACGAUUGGUUUGACGUUCAUGCAAGACAAAUAUUAUUGCGUUUGUUUCAAAUAUAUAUAUAUAUAUAUAUAUAUAUAUAUAUAUAUAUAUAUAUAUAUAUAUAUAUAUAUAUAUAUAUAUAUAUAUAUAUAUAUAUAUAUA